AUGGAACGACUUUUAGAGAGAAAGCAACAAUUAGAAGCGGAACUGAAAUGUAUUCAAGAUUCUAUCAAUAGAGCUGAGGAAGUCUAUUUUCAAGAUACUCUUCAUCAUGGAAAUAUCAUCAAAGGAUUUGAAGGUUAUUUGAAAAUGGAGAAGGGAGGCUCAUCAUUCAGCACCAGUAGCAAUAGCAGCUCUUCAUCUCAAAAGAUCAAAUCUUCUUCAUCCUCCUCAUCAGCACUCUCCCAGUUUUUAAAGAACAAUAAGAAUCGAGUCUUUUCUGAGAGUAGUUUUGCAUUUCCGAGACCCUAUCCUUUCACCACUGGUUGUAGUAAUAGUAGUAGUAGUGGCGGUGGUGGUGCUCAGAAGAAUUAUUCAAGAAUUGGUCGAGUGGAAUAUGUAGAUGACGAUUCGCUCAUAUUGGAUCCUGUUCCUGUGAUUGCUCCAUCCCGAAAUCAUCAUUUAGAAGGAAGCAGCAACGCUUUGGUGUCUUCUUCUAGAAAUGAUCACCACAAUGAUGUUAUUCCUACCAUACAAGAAUCUGUUUCUCAUCAUCAUAGGAAAACAAAGAAUACACAUCGGAAUGAAAUUGAACAUGGAAAUAUUUCUACUGGUAGUAGUUCUGCUGCAUUGGGAUCAUCCUCCCUGUCACAAGUAACAAACAUUCCCACAACCAAUUCAAAUGGAGGAGAACAAACGAAGCAACAUGUUGGAAAGUUACAUCCUUCGUUGAAUUACAGAAAACAAUGA
Naegleria lovaniensis is the source of this 744-nucleotide messenger RNA. RefSeq lists its product as uncharacterized. Bases 1 to 744 code for a protein of 247 amino acids. The transcript has a single exon. NCBI's taxonomy places the organism in Eukaryota, Heterolobosea, Eutetramitea, Acrasida, Naegleriidae. Gene Ontology annotation, cellular component: histone acetyltransferase complex. The record is from RefSeq and is a predicted model, not a curated record.